Molecule: messenger RNA, 727 nt
Organism: Corylus avellana
Lineage: Eukaryota; Viridiplantae; Streptophyta; Magnoliopsida; Fagales; Betulaceae
Source: RefSeq, a predicted model, not a curated record
GGGCACCUUCAUGUUCAAGGAUGACAAGGACAACAUCGUCCCCACUGAAUACUUAUUCAGCUCCUCGCUGUAACAGGGUAAUUUGGUAACCUCAAGGAUUUAAAUAAUUAAUAUGAAAUGGCACAAAAGAAACGUAAGGUUUUUCUGUCUCUCCGUUUCUUUAGGAAACUCCCUUUAAACCAAAAUCUGAUACAGAAAAGAAGUUUGAAUUUUGAAACCCAGAUGCAAAAAACAUUGGAAGGGAAAGAUCAAGAUGAAGAAGAAGAAGAAGGAGAUCGGGGUUUAGCCAUAUGGGAUUGUGGCAGCCCUCUGUAUGACUCUUAUGAAUUGGUUACACUUGGUCAUAUCAUCGAUCGUCAUCUGAUGGCAUUGCCACAUGUCGGCGGAUCAAAGCGUCUCAGCGCCCCAUUCCCUCACGCAAACAACGUUGUCGUCACCUCGAUCGUAUCGAGCCCCCCCGGAGGAAGUUUCAGAGGGUCUUCCAUGGUGGGCAGAGUGAAGGAAUUUGCUGUGAUCAGGAAGAUGUGGAAGAGGAAGGUGGUGACAAUACGACGAUGGAAGGAAACGAAAACAUGGCUUUCUGCCCUUCGUAAAAGGAUUGGUUUGUGGAGGAAAUAGAAACACAUAUCAUAUGAUCAAUGGAACAGGUAAUCAUGAUAUAUCAGUACGUAUAUGGAAAUCAUGAUGAUUUAUUGUAUAAUUCGGAUUUUUUUUUUUUUUUUUUUUC